ACAGCGCCCAUUGAGCGGAUCGGCAUCACAGUCUCACCUACACCUCUGCUCGGAGCCGCGACGCCCCUCCCUCUCCGAUAAAUGGGUUAAUGCUGUCACCAGGAGAAGACAAAUGAACCGAGCACACACAACAGGAGAUCCCUUUCUUCCGAACUAGCCCCUCUUCGCUCGCCGUUGCUGCUUUAUCGAUUGAGGUCGUUAAAGAAACAUUCUCCUUAAUUUGUUUUUGUGAUUCGGAAAAUAUUUGAUCUGCAAGAUUUAUUGAGACAGAGUAGCGAACUGGCGCGCCAGAUCCGUGGGCGACUGGGCAGGGAGGUGUCUGUCGGUCUGUCUGCUGCAGGAGUGAAUCAUUGCGUCGGGGCUCGGAAGAUUAGACACCCCGCUUAUCACCACUCCAACUCCCGGAGGUCUCUGAUGGUAUUUGGAGAUAGAGACGGAUAAGUGAGCCAAUUCAAAUAGAUUACAGCUAAGCUGAUAUCGUCUGUGCACCUAUCAAGUAGCCUGCCCUAUAUGAUUUUAAAUGGGGUUUUUAAAAGGCACUACAAGUCUCACUGGAGACUUGGAUCAGUGACGUUUUGGCGUUUGCCAUAUCAGGUGAUCUUGAAGAGUGAAACGAAAAUAUUCGAAGAUCAUUACAUUUUGGGGGGGAUCCCAAUCACUUCAAGAAAAUAGCUGUCUGAUAUGAGUGUUAACAGAGUCGAGUCUGGGUGACCCCCCCACCCCCCUCAAGCCUGAUAAAAACGGGUUGAAUCUUAAUUGACCGGAUCAGCGUUUUAACAGAGAGAAGAUGCCGUUCCACCACGUCAGGUCUACUCUGCUCUACACUGGAAGUCUCCUGAGCCGGACACUGUCUGAGGGGAGCGAAACCUUCCAACUCACCAGCAUCUCCACAGAGGAGCUAGGAGAGAUCCGGGAGGCGUUCCGGGUGUUGGACCGGGAUGGGAACGGGUUCAUCUCUAAGCAGGAGCUGGGCAUGGCUAUGAGAUCCCUGGGGUACAUGCCCAGUGAGGUGGAGCUGGCCAUCAUCAUGCAGAGACUAGACAUGGAUGGUGAUGGUCAGGUUGACUUUGAGGAGUUUGUGACGAUAUUGGGACCCAAACUGCUGUCGUCUGAGACCAGAGAAGGUUUCCUUGGAAGCACCAUCGAUAACAUCUUCUGGCAGUUUGACAUGCAGCAGAUGUCCCUGGACGAGCUGAAGCAGGUUCUGUUUCACGCAUUCCGAGACCACCUGACAAUGAAGGACAUCGAGAACAUCAUCAUCAACGAAGAGGAGAGCCUCAACGAGACAGGGAACUGCCCCGAGUACGAGGGAGUCCAUCCUAAGAAGAAGAACAGACAGACAUGCGUGAGGAAGAGCCUGAUCUGCGCCUUUGCCAUGGCCUUCAUCAUCAGUGUCAUGCUCAUCGCGGCCAAUCAGAUGCUGCGGAACGGCAUGGAGUAAGCCAAUCACACUGUGAGCCUGGGGAGUGGGCCUUACAGUUAUUUGACCUCAAUUUCUCUCUCUGCAGCAAAAACAGAAAGACAGACCAGCCAGAACCCAAACACCUCUGUGAAGGACAACUAUCUGUUAUUUUAAUGACGUUUGUUUUGAUUUAUAUCAUGAACAGUAAACAGACAAGAGAGUGCAAGUACUGAAGGACGCACAUGGAAAAUGUCAUUUUCAGUGGAAAAAAGACAAAUCAAAUCAAAGACACUAGGAGGAAUUUGAUGAACAGACUGGACAUGAUACAAAGCAAUCUUUUAUAUUUUGUGGGCAUAAAGGGAUUCCUUUCAUUUCUGUAUCAGAGAAGGCCACCCCUUUAAGAAUGAUUUUCUAACCACCCCUUUAAAAUAAAUGUUUGUUUUUUACCUCCUAUUUAAAAGAUCAAUUGUCUAAUCAAAAGCAAUGUAUUGAACAUGCAUCAGGUGCUUUGAGCCAUUCCUAAUUUUGAACUGAACUUUUGGUUCUGGGUUUACUUCAGGAGGGCAACAUUACCUGACUGGCGCUCCUGCUGUUUAAUGUUAUAAACUGUAUCUAAAUGUGUUAAUCUGUUCUUUUUUAUUAUUAUUCUACUAUCUUAUAUUUACAUUUUAUAGUCACUCACCUGGGGACAUUAUACCAAUGUAUUUUUACACUGUAACAGAGAUGGUUGGCGACUUGAGGACAAACUCGUGUUAGCUCCCAGAACAAACCCCUAGGCUUUAGCUCAGCUGACUUCCAUAGUCUGAAGUCACAUAGGCAUCAUUCUACACCUGACAUUCACCCACUCCCAAUGUCCCUACAGUAUAGUCGACUGUCUGUCUGUCUCUAUGUCUGUCUGUAUGCACUGCAUGUGACUCUGUGGAUAUUUAAAGGCACUGUAUGUAUGUACAGUAUUUACCGUAUGUCGUGUCACUCUACGUGUCCAUAGGGCGGUGUUCUGUGUAUGAUCAACUGUCCCCAAAGGCUUGGAACAUGAACCACCUGGCCUUCUAGGUCCAUGAAUAAUAAGGUUGUGGUCUGAAAUGUCUUUGACCAGGCCAUGUAAGAUUGCUUUUCAUUCCAGAAAGUUGUUGUUUUCUCCCCUCAUCCCACGUUCACUCGCCUUCACAGAUCUGACUGGAUGGAUGAAAGCAACAUGGUGGAAAGUCCACCUCCUAUUCAAUCUGACUGGAUGGAUGAAAGCAACAUGGUGGAAAGUCCACCUCCUAUCCAAUCUGACUGGAUGGAUGGAUGAAAGCAACAUGGUGGAAAGUCCACCUCCUAUCCAAUCUGACUGGAUGGAUGGAUGAAAGCAACAUGGUGGAAAGUCCACCUCCUAUUCAAUCUGACUGGAUGGAUGGAUGAAAGCAACAUGGUGGAAAGUCCACCUCCUAUCCAAUCUGACUGGAUGGAUGAAAGCAACAUGGUGGAAAGUCCAGCACCAAUCCAAUCUGAAGGCUUGUUUUCUUGACACCUACUGUACCAGAGCCCAUAUUCCCAAAGCAUCUCAGAGUAUGAAGACUGAUCGAGGAUCAGUUUUCCCUUUUAAAUCAUAAUCAUUAAGAUGAUAUAGACAGGGAGGUGGUGCUGAUCCUAGACUGAAUACCAGUCAGAUGUUUUAGAUCUGUGAGACGGACUAGGGGAGUGAACGAGCGAGGGCAGAGGAAGAGAAGCAACCUGUUAUGAUGAACUACACGCUCAGACCUGGACAGAUCAAAUAUUUAUACUAAAAUAUAUAUUCCAUUACUUCUACAUCAAUAUGCAUGUAGCUGCUAUUUUAGUAUUCCUUUCCUUUUAAAGGAUGAAGGUCCAAAUCAAUUCAACCUUUCCUAUGGCCUUGAUUUUAAAUGUGUGUACUGUGUGUAUGAACUACUGUCACAUUUUACUUUCAGAUUUAUACUGAAUUCUCUAUUUAUUCCAGCUAUUAAUCAAAUCAGAAUGCAGAGGGGGAAAUUUGGUCAUAAAUAUGCAAAUACAAGGUCACGUGGCCAUAAUCACCACCGAGCUGUUUCAUCUCUUUUGCACUGCUUGUCAUAGGACUGCAUGACUCACUGAGGCCUGGGGCCACGUGUAUCAAACAUCUCUGAGGAGGAGGAGAGGCUGAUCUAUGGACAGGAUGGAGCUGAUCAGUACUGCCACUCUGAAGUACAUACUGUUCUUCACACAGUAACGUGUUCAAGUCAAAGUAUAUUCGUUUGCAGAGGUCUUUUCAUUGUUGAAAUGUUUUCACUCUCAAUACCACAUGUUUAGGCUACUAUAAUGUAUAGAUAUUUUUUGGCCAUGUAGUGUAGUUCUUCACACUGAAAAUCAUCUCGCUGUCUCAGAUAUCUAAAUAUAUUUAUAUGUGAUUGCAAAGGAACAUUCUGGCCAAUUGGUAUAGUAGUCUAUUAUUGUUAUAAGCCAUUAUGGUCCGUGACACCAGCAUCUAAUCGUAAUGUGUAUCUAUAUUAGUCAUGUUUUUAAUAUUGUAAAUGUUUCUGUCAUGUCUUUUCCAACCUGGUAAAGGGGAUGUACUUGGGCUAAGAGAGAGCGUCUAUAACCAGCACUGGUGGUUUGGAGACCUGUGGUUUUGCGAUCAGUGGAGGCUGGUGGGAGGAGCUAUAGAAGGACAGGCUCAUUUUAAUGUCUGGAAUGGAAUAAAUGGAACAGAGUCAAACAUUUGGUUUGCAUAUGUUUGAUACCGUUACAUUUAUUCCAUUCAAGCCAUUACAAUGAGUCCACCCUCCUACAGCUCCUCCCACCAGCCUCCAUUGUUUGAGAUUAUAUAAAUGUCAAAAAAAUGUGUUUAUGGAUUGCACAGAGAGAAAUCUACAGAGAAAGAAAAACAGCAAUAUUAAUGAUGGUAACAUACAAAUAAAGAUAUGUAGUCUGUAUAAACAUAA
This is a messenger RNA of Salvelinus fontinalis (brook trout), 4323 nucleotides long. It is a transcript of the gene caln2, whose product is annotated as calneuron 2. The coding region runs from base 788 to 1441 and encodes 217 amino acids. Lineage: Eukaryota; Metazoa; Chordata; Actinopteri; Salmoniformes; Salmonidae. The record is from RefSeq and is a predicted model, not a curated record. Gene Ontology annotation, molecular function: calcium ion binding. The transcript has 6 exons.